AUGAAACUUCUCGGUUCAGGGACGUAUGGGACAGUGUCCCUCAUGGACUGGGACGGCCAGCCAGCAGCGCUGAAAUUAGCAAAAUCUUCAGAGUUUUCAGCAGUGUUUAAAAGCGAAGGCAACGUCCUCUCGUUACUGAAUGGUGCAGGAGGCGCCCCUUUGUUGUUGCACAGGUCAGUGAAUCCACCAUCACUUGUGACCACCUAUAAAGGCAACCAGACCCUACAAGACGUCUUGAGACGUCCCAAAUAUGACCUUCUCGAGUUAGGACUUGAGGUUGGCAUAAAGUUACAAGAGGUUCACGAGGCGGGUAUAGUACACAAUGAUAUAAAAUGUGAUAACGUCAUGGUCCAAGGUCCGCCCCACAACCCACAGGUUAGUAUAAUUGAUUUUGGCUUGGCCUCCAGAAACAACGUGAAAAUUUUCCUGGAAGGUGACCCGACUAUCAAUACUAUAUAUGCCCCCGAGGUCCUUCAGAAGAAGGCAAGCACUUUUGCCUCAGACGUCUACUCUUAUGGGAGGCUAAUGCUGGUGAUAAAGAAGCGGUUGCCCAAGCAUCACCCGGAACUAGAUAAGUUGCUUCGGGAAGCAACCAACAAGAUCCCAAGGCGGCGCCCAACCCUUCAUAUGUUUCUAAGGCGUUUACGCGAAGUCAUAAGCAAAAUCUCACCCAAUACGAAAAGUUUCUGUAAAAAACAGGACACCAGAGCAACCUCCGACAGUUUGAACGCCAAGAAACUGCGAGAGCGCCGGACAAAGCGCAGUCGGAGCCCAUCUCCAAACAUGUCCGCUCAGCGCGGCAUGAAACUGCGCAAACGACCUAAAACGCGCCAUCAGACCCCAGCCAAAUAGGAUAAAAAUUUACAACGCGGUAAAAAGAAAAAGCCAAAAAAUGCCCUGAGAAACCGAACCCAAGUCUUAGAGGCUACACGAACCUUAGUCAGCUGUAAGACUAAAGGACUCGGGACAUUUGUUAAAUAAAUUGUUCCUAUAAUUUUUUCAGUGUUUAAAUUCAAAUUUAGUCUGUUAAAUAAUUAGUCAAAAAUAUGAAAAACUUGUUUUAUUUGUUUUAAAAUAUAGCACC
This is a messenger RNA of Procambarus clarkii (red swamp crayfish), 1084 nucleotides long. RefSeq lists its product as uncharacterized. Gene Ontology annotation, biological process: signal transduction; protein phosphorylation. NCBI's taxonomy places the organism in Eukaryota, Metazoa, Arthropoda, Malacostraca, Decapoda, Cambaridae. Gene Ontology annotation, molecular function: protein kinase activity; ATP binding. Gene Ontology annotation, cellular component: cytoplasm. The record is from RefSeq and is a predicted model, not a curated record.